Molecule: messenger RNA, 693 nt
Organism: Auanema sp. JU1783
Lineage: Eukaryota; Metazoa; Nematoda; Chromadorea; Rhabditida; Rhabditidae
Source: the annotation of a GenBank genome assembly
AUGAAGUUCCAUGUGUUUCCCUGCAAGCUCCCACCUCCUCAGCGAGAGAACAAAGCUGUGCGAGGUUAUUAUACGAGGGCUCAACUCACAGACGCCAUCAGAGCGGUCAUUCGUCGGAGGAUGACAGUGGCAGAAGCUGCAGUAUUCUACAAAAUCCCUCGACCAACUCUUCAGAAGAAAGUGGCAGCAGCCAGGAAUCAACAUGAGUUAGCACACAAGUAUCGGGUUAAUGGAUUCGGCUAUGAUAGUAAUAACGAAGGUGUCCUUUCCCAACAGCCUUGUAUGCAGGGAUAUGAUCAGCCAGGAAGCAGCAGCGAAUGUUAUCAAGAAGCGAGCGACAUGGUUGUUGCUGCUGAAUGUGAAAUUGUUUCGUCUUCUCCGGACACCAUUUGUACAAACAACUUUCUGACAAAGCCUAUUGUAACAACGAAUAGAAUUGUUCGUGAAAAUCCAUAUACAUCGCGAAUAAUAAACAGUGAUGAAGAGGUUAAACAUCAUCUGAUACAGCCGAAAAGAUCGCAAAUCAACAGAAUUGUUAUUAAAGCUCCCUCAGGAGAAAUUUUGAAGCAGUUUGUUCUCGAAGAGAAGCCAAAUGACUUAGAUGGUAGAUUAGAUAGAGCUUGGCAUCCGGAGCAACUAUUGGAAGAGCUUACCGAGGAGACUUCAGAAGAAGACAUAAACGUUGAACACUAA